Messenger RNA from Linum tenue, 888 nucleotides. The record is from the annotation of a GenBank genome assembly. NCBI's taxonomy places the organism in Eukaryota, Viridiplantae, Streptophyta, Magnoliopsida, Malpighiales, Linaceae.
AUGGAGAAACAGAGUAAGCCGAAGAACAACAACAACAACAACCAUCACAACGUACUGAAGUUCCUCAAAGUAGCUUCCUCGAUCAACUUCAACAACCCAACUUUCAGCCCGACCCGAGACCAGCAGCCCUUCUCCGACCACAAUAAAGUACCGAAUUACCAGGGGAAUUACAGAGGAUUCUCCGGCCCGAUUUUCCUGCCGAAGGUUCCCCGACAAGUCCGCGGGCAAUUCAAGUCCGGCGAGGCGGCCGAGGAGCCGACGUCGCCGAAGAUCUCCUGCAUCGGGCAAAUCAAGCACAAGAAGUGCGGUAGCAAGAAGGCCGCGGUUCUUCCCAAGCCGGCGGCGAAAGAGAAGAAACAGAGCAAGAAGUCGUCGGAGCAGAAAAACCCGAAGCCGCAAGCCGGGUCGCCCGGGAUCUGGAAGAUAUUUGGGUCCGCGUCGUUCAAAUUGGGGCCGUCGUCGGCUCCGGGGAGGAAGAGGAGAUCCAACAGUACUUCCGCCGCCGACAAUUUAUUUGUCUCCGACGAAGAGGGGAUGGGAUCGGGGCAGCCGCUGCCGGACCGGGCGCCCGGUUUGAGCCAGAUGAGGCGGUUUGCGAGCGGGCACCGGGACGGGUUGGGGGAUUUUGAUUGGACGGCUCGGAUUGUGCCAGAUCAUGAUCAGUUUAGCCGGGGGUAUGACUCCGAUGGUGACGAUGGCGGGUACAGCGACGAUGAGGUGGGGGCGAAGGAUGCGAUGAUUCCCUUCUCGGCGCCGAUUCGGAUCGGUACGGCUGCUGACGUGGAAGGAUUGAGGCUGAGGCCCCGGAAAGAAGUGAACCUGUGGAAGAGGCGGACCAUGGAGCCGCCCCGCCCGCUCCAAGUGGUCGGGUCGGGUUCUUUUCAUUGA